This is a messenger RNA of Desarmillaria tabescens, 914 nucleotides long. Its product is annotated as ribosomal protein S12. Bases 25 to 549 code for a protein of 174 amino acids. The transcript is spliced from 3 exons. Gene Ontology annotation, biological process: translation. Gene Ontology annotation, cellular component: small ribosomal subunit; ribosome. The record is from RefSeq and is a predicted model, not a curated record. Gene Ontology annotation, molecular function: structural constituent of ribosome. Lineage: Eukaryota; Fungi; Basidiomycota; Agaricomycetes; Agaricales; Physalacriaceae.
CCAAAUAUCGCCGUCUCCCUAACCAUGACCUCGUUAUUGCGCGCAUUCGCGCUCAAUACCAGGCUAUGCGCUACGGCGCUCUCUAGGACUGUACCACAACGGCAUAUCCAGCCCAGUGCUCUCCUCCUUCUCCAACAAUACCGCUCUUUCCACGCGUCACCACCAGCCGCCGCUACAAUGAAUCAAGCAAUGAAGCGGAAAAAGCGACCCGUCCGACGCACCCAGCUUUCAAAAUCCCCUCUUUUAGACACCUCCCCGCAGAAAAAGGGCGUUUGUACUCAGAUUAUCAUUGCAAAGCCCAAGAAACCCAACUCUGCUAAGCGGAAGGUUGCUCGUGUGAAGCUGACCAACGGGAACUCGCUGCAGGCGUACAUCCAAGGAGAGGGACACAACUUGCAGGAGCAUAGUGUCGUUUUGGUUCGUGGUGGGCGUUCGAAGGAUCUUCCUGGUGUCAAAUACAAGGUCGUCCGUGGCGCGUUGGACUUUGCUGGUGUACCGGGUCGUAUGACAGCGAGAAGUAGAUAUGGGGCCAAGAAACCCAAAAAGUAAUCUUAUCCUUGUCGAGAUGACCUUGAAAAGUUGUAAUGCAUUUGUUACAAUCAUUGUUCAGAAUGAAUUACUUUUCGUGACACUCCAGAAGGUUAUUCCAGUUCACCGCGAAUUUUUUGACUGUUCCUUCGUACCCAGCAGCGCGUUCGUUUUGCAUCGAGAGACAUCUAGAGGAAGUCUCUAGUGCAUCUUCCAGUUCUUAUUCUUAUUGCUGAAGCGGAAGUCCUGAUUAUUGUGUUCCUUGGUCAUCCGUAUCGCUGCUUUCAAACACAGACAGCAAUUUUUACUUGCCCACCAGGUCGAAUCCUCCUGCAGACAUUAAGGUCCUUGAACCGUUAUCGGAAUUAUAUACUAUCAGCUACCCG